AUGAGUGACAGCCCCAGCAGCAACACCCCCAGCAACACCCCCAGCAGCAGCAGCAGCAGCAGCAGCAGCAGCAGCAGCAGCAGCAGCAGCAGCAGCAGUAGCGCGGCUGGGUUGCCUACAGCUGCCCGCCUUCUCCAUCGCCAGACGGCACCGGGGGCCCCCAGCAGCAGUACCCUCUCUCCUCUCUCUCCGUGGGCAGCUGCUGGGGCCCAGGGGCCCCUGAAUUCUGUUGGGGGCCCCUUCUCGGGGGCCCCCAACCCUUUGUUUGCUGCAGGGGGCGGCAGCUCGCUGCUGCUGCUGCAGUCGCUGCAGCAGCUGCAGCAACAGCAGCUACAGCAGCAGCUGCUGCAGCGACAGCUGCAGCAGCAGCUGCUGCAGCAGCAGCAGCAGCAGCUCCUCAGCCGUCCUCACAGGGCUGCUGAAUCGCAAGCCGUCGCUGCAGCAGCUGCAGCAGCAGCAGCUACAGCAGCAGCUGCUGCAGCGACAGCUGCAGCAGCAGCUGCUGCAGCAGCAGCAGCAGCACAGCAGCAGCAGCAGCAGCAGCAGGAGCAGCAGCAGGAGCAGGAGCAGCAGCAGCGGCAGCAGCAGACGGAACGUGUAUUGAGGAGACUGGAGACAGCUGCACGGCUAGCUGAGGAGCAGCAGCAGCAGCAGCAGGAGCAGCAGCAGCAGCAGCAGGAGCAGCAGCGGCAGCAGCAGACGGAACGUCAACAGCAGCAGCAGCAGCAGCAGCAGCAGCAGCAGCACAGCCCUUCAAGGGGCCACCGCCAGCGGGGCCGAGGGGGGCCGCAGAGACAGAGAAGAGAAGAAACCCAGGGGGGGAUCGAUCUGCUCCCGCUGCAGCAAACAGCAGCAGCAGCAGCAGCAGCAACAGCAGCAGCAACAGCAGCAGCUGCUGCGGGGAUCCGAUCCCCGCUCCGGGAACGUCUCCGCCAGGGCAACAGCAACAGCAGCAGCAGCUGCAGCAGCAGCAGCAGCAGCAGCAGGAGCGCGGCAGCAGACGGGAUGGUGGAGGAGAGCCCCCAGAGCGCAUCAGGAGAACAGUAUGAGGAUGCAGCAGCAGCAGCAGCAGCAGCAACAGUAGCAACAGCAGAAGCAACAGCAGCAGCAACAGCAGCAGCUGCUUGCUGCAGUGUUGCUGCUGUCUUUGAGGAGCAGCAGCAGCAGCAGCAGCAGGUGUGGGCGAGCGACGAAGAUAUGCUUGUAGAGGAGCAGCAGCGGCAGUACUCUCCCGCUGCAGCAGCAGCAGCAGCAGCAGCAGCUGAUGCUGCUGCUGCUGCUGCUGCUGCUCUUGAGGGCCCCCUAGAUGAGCAGCUGCAUGCAACCCGUCUGUCUGUAAAGCAGCAACAGCAACAGCACCAGCAGCAGCAGCAGCAGCAGCAGCAGCACAGCUCUUCAAGGGGCCACCGCCAGCGAGGCCGGGGGGGGGCACAGAGACAGAGAAGAGAAGAAACCCAGGGGGGGAUCGAUCUCCUCCCGCUGCAGCAAACAGCAGCAGCAACAGCAGCAGCAACAGCAGCAGCAACAGCAGCAGCAACAGCAGCAGCUGCGGGGAUCCGAUCCCCGCUCCGGGAUCGUCUCCGCCAGGGCAACAGCAGCAGCAGCAGCUGCAGCAGCAGCAGCAGCAGCAGCAGGAGCGCGGCAGCAGACGGGAUGGUGGAGGAGAGCCCCCAGAGCCCAUCAGGAGAAGCGUAUGAGGAUGCAGCAGCAGCAGCAGCAGCAGCAGCAGCAACAGUAGCAACAGCAGAAGCAACAGCAGCAGCAACAGCAGCAGCUGCUUGCUGCAGUGUUGCUGCUGUCUUUGAGCAGCAGCAGCAGCAGCAGCAGCAGCAGCAGGUGUGGGCGAGCGACGAAGACAUGCUUGUAGAGGAGCAGCAGCAGCAGUACUCUCCCGCUACAGCAGCAGCAGCAGCAGCAGCAGCAGCUGCUGCUGCUGCUGCUGCUCUUGAGGGCCCCCUAGAUGAGCAGCUGCAUGCAACCCGUCUGUCUGUUGCUGCUGCUUCUUUUGGUUGUUUAGCUACCGAAGCAGCAGCAUAUGGUGUUAGCGGGGGCCCCCCAGGCAGCAGCAGCAGCAGCAACCCCUUCUUCUCUGCUGCAGCACCGCUCUAUGGGGGCCCCAGGGGCCCCCAUAUCCACAUAGAUAUACCCCUAGUACCCAACCCGCAGCAGGAUGCUGUUCAGUGGCUAGACUGCGAGGCCUUUCCUCUUGAGGGGGCCCCCCCCUCGCCUGCAACACUAAACCCUAGGGGGCCCCCAGCACAGAACCUCAUGAGGGGGGCCCAUCAGGGGGCCCCCAUGCACGCCCCUAUGGAGGGGGCCCCUGGGGGGGCCCCUAUGGGGGCCCCCAUGGGGGCCCCUCACGGCGGGGGCCCCCUUGAGGGGGGCCCCCUAGAGGGGGCCCCCAUUGAGGGGAGCUAUGAGGGGGCCUAUGAGGACGUCUCUGAGGGGGCCCCCCUGGAGGGGGCCCCCAUGCAGGGGGCCCCCAUGGAGGGGGCCCCCAUGGGGGGGGCCCCCAUUGAGGGGGCCCCUGAGGGGGCCCCUGGUGGGGGUGUUUAUGAUUGGUCGUUUGGUGGGUUUGAAUACGGGGGAGAUGAGGAGCUGCAGGAGCAGCAGAAUAUAAGAGAGGAAAUGCAUGCAUGCGAGUAUGAGAGCGACAGCAGCAGCUGCUGCAGCUGCUGCCACUAUGACUGCAGCAGCAGGGAGAGUGAUGAAGACAGCUGCUGCAGCAACUGCAGCAGGUGCAGCAGCAGCUGCAGCAGCUGCAGCAGCUGCAGCAGCAGAAAUGCAUCUGAAGAAGAACGAAGCCCCAGGGUCGACGCAGAGGGCGCACGCCUCACCCCGGUGCUGCAGCAGCAAGACAUAGAAACAACUCAAAAUACCAGCAGCAGCAGCAGCAGCAGCAGCAGCAGCAGCAGCAACAGCAGCAGCAUAAAUAGGUCGCCAGAAGAGAAUGAAUGGAAGGUGAAACGGAUAAAUGUGCUGCUGGAUGUCGCGGGGUUCUCCACAGAAGCAGAAGAGGAAGCAGCAGCAGCAGCAGCAGCAGCAGCAGCAGCAGCAGCAGUAGCAGCAGCAGAAGAUGAAGCAGAAGAAGCAGCAGCAGCAGCAGCAGCAGCAGCAACAGCAGAAGACCCUGGGGCUUCAGCUAGGAGGUGGAGCAGCAACAGAUCCUCAGGGGCUUGCCUGCUGCAGCGUCGCGCUUCAUCGUCUGCCCUCAUGCACAGCAGCAGCAGCAGCAGCAGCAGCAGCAGCAGCAGCAGCAACUCCUACAGCUGUCGCUGCUGGAGCAGGGAGACAGACACCCCCACCCCCACCGCUGCCACCACCACAACCCCAAACAGCAGCAACAGCAGCAACAGCAGCAGCAGCAGCAGCAGCAGGGAUCGCGGCAGCAGAGUUCGACGCCUGCGCCCUCUCCAGAUAUGUGAGAGUUGGUCUAUAGAGGGUUUACAUCUCCUUGGCUUCAAACGUCUCCGCCGCUGCUCUCACCACUCUACAGGGGCCCCCGCCCCCUCAUCAAUACCAGGGGCCCCCCUGGGGGCCCCAGCUCUAGAUGAGGGGCCCCCUGGGGACCCCUCCCGCCCCAGGGUACUGAAUGUUCGAGAAAGAAGCAGCAGCGGGGAGUGGAGCGUGUGA
Eimeria mitis is the source of this 3633-nucleotide messenger RNA. RefSeq lists its product as uncharacterized. The record is from RefSeq and is a predicted model, not a curated record. The coding region runs from base 1 to 3633 and encodes 1210 amino acids. The transcript has 7 exons. NCBI's taxonomy places the organism in Eukaryota, Apicomplexa, Conoidasida, Eucoccidiorida, Eimeriidae.